Molecule: messenger RNA, 2415 nt
Organism: Dichomitus squalens LYAD-421 SS1
Lineage: Eukaryota; Fungi; Basidiomycota; Agaricomycetes; Polyporales; Polyporaceae
Product: pH-response regulator
Exons: 16
Coding region: 1-2415 (804 amino acids)
Cellular component (GO): endosome
Molecular function (GO): protein binding
Source: RefSeq, a predicted model, not a curated record
AUGCCCAACCAACUAUCCAUUCCCUUCAAGAGGACAUAUGUGAUACCCAUUCGAGAGGCGGUGCGGCAGUACAUCCUCUCACAUUACACCGACACGCAUCCAGAUGCGUAUAAAUGGGACAUCGGACAAUGGGAGAAGCUCCGCGCCGAGGCCAUAAGCAGCGUCGUUCAUAUCGAUCGAGUCAACGCGUUGAUUAGCUAUCAUGCACAGCUUGUGUUCAUAUUGACCAAAUUACCCCAUGAUAUUGGCCUCGAGAUCCCUUACGCGCCGAUCUUCAAUAGCGAUGCCGUUCCGGAGCCAUUUAACAAUCUAGUCUACGAGAGAGCGGGCAUAUUGUUCAAUCUUGCUGCUCUGUACUCUCAAUUGGGGGCGGCCGAAGAUCGCUCCGCGCCACAAGGGCUCAAGCAAGCGAUCAAAUGUUAUCAGAAUGCGGCCGGAGCACUCAACUAUCUGAACGCAUUUGUGAUUCCGCAACUCCGGGCGACCGUGGCACCUGAAGAAGCACCAUUGGAGUUCACGGAGCCUAUCAUCCGAGGCUUAGAGUUUCUUGUGCUUGCGCAAGCACAAGAAUGCGUUUGGCAAAGAGCCGUCAUGGACAACUACAAGAAUGGUCUCAUCGCAAAGCUCGCCGCCAAAGUAUCGUCUUUGUACGGGACUGCGGCCGCCCAUAUCAAGAACCCAUCGGUCAGACACGUCUUCCCUUUGCCGUGGAUCGCCCAAGUGGAAACAAAAACGCUACAUUUCCAGGCUGCAGCUCAAUAUCGGAAAAGCCUAGAGGACCUCGAGGCGCACAAAUAUGGCUACGAAAUUUCACGACUUACAGAGGCACGAGACCUAGCGAAGAGGGGUCAUGAUGUCGCAAGACGAGGCGGCGCGGCCCCGCCGGUCCAGCAGGAUAUCAAGUCUUUGCUUGAUAUCGUCCAGAAGAACAUCUCGCGCGCCGAGAGGGACAACGAUCUGAUCUAUCAUCAAGAUGUCCCCCCUUCGUCUGCGUUGCCCGUCAUCCAAGAGGUCUCCAUGGUGCAGCCGCUCACAGACCCUGGGUUACAGGAUCCAAAGAUUGUAGUCGGCACGAAUGGUGUGAUAUUUGGGGAGCUACUUGGGUGGGGCGCGCGUCUCGCCAUUGAAAUCUACAACGAUAGGAGACAGAACUGGAUUGCGGAGGAAGUGACUGGGCGCGCGCAACGUCUAGACGACGAAAGUAGAAGCGUGCUCGAGUCUCUGAACCUUCCCGCGGCUUUGGAGGCUCUUGAUCGGCCCAUCGGCCUACCACCCAGCUUGCUGAAAAAAGCUGAAGAGGUUCGGCUUGAACGCGGCCCUGAGCGCAUUGAGGCUUCCAUCCGUGACGUGCGGACUCUGGCCAACCACGACUCUACCUUACUUGAUGAGGCAAUGGACAUUUUGGAUCAGGAAGCCGACGAAGACGAAGCGUUCCGUGAGGCUCAUCCCACGGCGGAGAGACUGCCAUCAUACGAAGCCAACAAAGACAUCAUUGAGAAAGAACAGCGCUAUCGGACGGUCCUCCAGCAAGCCCGAGAUAGCGAUGAACUUGUCAGACAGAAGUGGGAAGAUUGGGAAGAGAAUAUCGGCCAGCUGACCUGGAGCGAGUCUGAACUAGAGAGUUCUAUCCCGUCCUCCACUGCGUCCCACGCAUGGCAGUCACCCGCAGACACGACUCGUUCGCAUGCACGCGCUCUACGCAUGCUUCUCGAGAUGCUCGAUGACCUGUCAAAGUCGCGUGAAGAAAUAGCGGCUCGGACCGGCCGAUUAUCCGACUCUGACGACAUCAGGCCCCGCAUUCUCAAGGCGGCCUCGGGCAUGGAACAAUGGGUGAACGUGCAGCCGGCGAUGUUCGAGGAUAUCCUUGACGAAGAACUCGCCAAGUAUGACAAGUUCCGCCGACAGCUGGAAGAAGACGGGAAGAAGCAAGCAGACCUUCUCACUGCCAUCAAGGAGCGCCAUGCAGAAUUUACGCGCUCCCGAAAGGAGGAUGCUCCGGUGAAGGAGCGUGAGCUCGCAUUGCAAUCGCUGGACCUCGCAUAUGGCAAGUACAAGGAGAUUGUUCGGAACCUGGACGAAGGCCUGAAGUUCUAUAACGACCUUGCGGUCAUCCUAUCACAAUUCCGUGAUGCAUGCAAGGAGUUCGUAAAUCUGCGCAGGACCGAGAUCAGGUGCGUCGCCACAUCCGACGAGACAAGCUCAACUUCUCCUGCUAUACGACGUUCUGCAUCAGAAACAGUGCCGUCAGACCAACACAAUCCACCUGAGAGUCCAACAUCACCUCGCAGACAUCCUGGCCACCGUGUGCGCCCUGCGUUGGACUUGCCACCUCCCGAUUCGGACGAAUGGGAAACAAUGGAGUUACCGCCGGCACCGAAGCCAGCUACUGGUAGGAGGGUGGUUCCGGGGCGAUGA